This is a messenger RNA of Anopheles nili, 602 nucleotides long. Its product is annotated as cytochrome b-c1 complex subunit 7-like. The record is from RefSeq and is a predicted model, not a curated record. Lineage: Eukaryota; Metazoa; Arthropoda; Insecta; Diptera; Culicidae. The transcript is spliced from 4 exons. Gene Ontology annotation, biological process: mitochondrial electron transport, ubiquinol to cytochrome c. The coding region runs from base 1 to 450 and encodes 149 amino acids.
AUGAGGGCAUAUAGAGAAGCUAACCUCAACUCAUCUUCGUUCACCUUUCUUGAAAAAAGUUGCAGGACCUUACUGAGAACUUCUAAGCAGGUUUUCGAACAUAUUUCGGCGAUAAAGAUGUCGUACGUUGCCCGCAAAGGACCCGCCGUUUACUCUGCGCUCAGCAAAUGGGCCUAUAAUAUGGCUGGUUUCAACCAGUACGGCCUCCACCGAGAUGAUUGCCUGUAUGAAAACGAGGAUGUAAAGGAGGCGAUCCGUCGUUUGCCGGAGAAACUGAAGGACGAACGCAAUUACCGCAUUACGCGCGCCCUCCACCUGUCAAUGACGAAAACUAUCCUGCCGAAAGAGCAGUGGACAAAGUACGAAGAAGACACCAAAUAUCUGGAACCUUAUCUGCAGGAAGUGGAACGGGAGCGCGAUGAAAAGUUGAAGUGGGAAUCGAACAAGUAAAUCACAAUGCAAUUCAGCUUAUACGCGCUGCUGUGAGACCGUACCUAGUUGAAGACGGUUGCUAACACCUUCCCGGGGUGCAGUUGUUCUACAAUCCGGGAUCUACCACGGCAAUAGUGUAUUUGUGUGAAAUAUUAGGAAUAAAUCCAGUA